CCACCGAGGGGAGGGCGGGCAGAGCGUCCCUCGGGGGCCUUACUUCGGCUCGAGGGCGGGCCUGCGGCGGCUCCUCUUCCCAGCUGACGCCUCGGGAGGCCGCGAGGGGGUCGCCCGGAGCGGGCCUUCACUCCGCCGCUGCCUUUCUUCGGCUUUCAAAGGCCGGAACGCUCUGCCUGCCUGCCUGCCUGCUGGCGAGCCCCAGCCUACGAGGGCGCCGAUGGAGGGAGGCCGGGCAGAGGGGGCGAGGGCGCCCGCGCUCUUCCGGCGGGCCAACCGGGAGUUCGAGGAGCGCGAGGAGGACGACGGUGAGAAUUCCAGCUCCACAGAAGACAUCCCUCCAGAACAUCUGGGGCUCAAGACUUCUGAAGAAACAGUACCUCCUAAACCCAAAGUUAGGGUCCUUGGUGAAGAUCUUGCUAUGUCCAGCAUCCAUGUCCCAGAGCGAGAGGGGCCCUCGAGUUCCAUGGCUGCAGAGGUAGCCACAGCGGUUAAGGACAUGAAGCGCUUCAUGGGAGAAUUCAAUGUAGACCUGGCCACAGUGACUCAGGCUUUUCUGAAAAAUAGUGGGGAAGUGGCAGCUGUGGCAAAUUGUCUGCAGACUGGGCAGCGUUCAGAUGGUUAUCCUCUUUGGAACAGACAGGAUGAUGUGGUCUUGCUGAAAGGCCAGGAGGGAGACAGAAAUAACUUAGAAACAAAAUAUGGAGUAGAAAAUGUAAGUAAACGAGUGGGAUUCAGGACAAGUUAAUCUAUGCCAGGAGUGAAAAUAACCAAAGCUGCUACAAUAGGGACAAUUCUCCUUCCUUUUUUUCUUUUUGUAAUCUUUAUUUGUAUAGCAACCUGUUUACUCUUAAUCAUGAUUGCAUCUGUUCUUGAAUAGUUAACAUUGAUUUGGCAAUAAAGUUUUACAGAUCAGUCUUACAUAGA
Candoia aspera is the source of this 927-nucleotide messenger RNA. RefSeq names its product TERF2 interacting protein (gene TERF2IP). Gene Ontology annotation, cellular component: shelterin complex. NCBI's taxonomy places the organism in Eukaryota, Metazoa, Chordata, Lepidosauria, Squamata, Candoiidae. The transcript is spliced from 2 exons. Gene Ontology annotation, biological process: regulation of DNA-templated transcription; telomere maintenance via telomere lengthening. Gene Ontology annotation, molecular function: telomeric repeat DNA binding. The record is from RefSeq and is a predicted model, not a curated record. The coding region runs from base 221 to 748 and encodes 175 amino acids.